Molecule: messenger RNA, 3478 nt
Organism: Neoarius graeffei (lesser salmon catfish)
Lineage: Eukaryota; Metazoa; Chordata; Actinopteri; Siluriformes; Ariidae
Product: protein FAM222A
Exons: 3
Coding region: 814-2181 (455 amino acids)
Source: RefSeq, a predicted model, not a curated record
UGUCAGGCAUGGAGGAGAGUGUUGCGGUCUCCACUCGGACACGAAAUACAUUAAAAGGCCGCGACUUUACCGGAUUUUCUGCUUUAUUUAAUAUGACGUGAUUCUUUUUUUUUUCUUCGAAGUAAACUUUGCCUUUUUAAUCCAAUCUGGAGGCUUUUUGAAUGGAUUACAUCCUGUUUAUUAAUAAAUGAGCGGUAUUUUUAUUUUUUUUUAACACUUGGUUGAUGUUUUUGGAAGUUUCCUCUGUGUUAUUAUUAUUAUGGCUGGUUGUGAUGUAAAAGCCACCGUGUUGAGCUAGAAAGCUUUAGCAGCAGGUGCUUUUCGGCUUUUUUUUUUUUUUCCUUCCCCCUGAUCUGAUCUGGUGAAUAUGCGGAGUCCGAUAUGCGGCACGUAGCUGACCGGAGCCGCUUCACCGCAACCGGAACUGGAGAUGAAAUCGGUCACCGCCGAAUAAUUAAAUGCCUUCAGGACAAUUAACGGAAAGCUGCGGGUUUAAACCACGCAUCGGUGUUUCAUAAUUCCUCCCAGUAAGCGGUUGGAUAAUCCUUUUUUUUUUGUGGGGGGGAAGAGGAGGAAAAAGAAAGAGAGGAAGAAAGAAAGGGGGGAAAAAGGCAAGCAAGCAAGCAAGCAGCUGACCGAAUUUUAAAAUAAAAACCUGCAACAUUGUGGCAUCUACUAGGCUAUUACGGAUCUGAGAGACGACAGGCAUGAUUUCUCAGGGAAUAAGGCUUGUCUGGAUCUAGGAAACGCAUCAACGCUUCCAUAUAUGAUUCCUCGAGGCUUCUCAGAGCCGUAGAGCCUAAAAGCUGCAUCAUGCUGGCGUGCCUGCCGAGAAGACAGAACCAACCCGUCCAGCACCCGGCGUGUGCUGCCAAGAUCCUGGAUGCUCCCGUCAGCCUGAAAAGUGAUCUGAGCUCAAUGCAGUCUCCACGGUACCCCUCUGCUGCUGAGCUGGACGCCUACGCACAGAAGACGGCAGAUAGUCCGCUGUCCAUCAAGAUCUUCCCAUCCAAUAUCAGGGUCCCACAGCACAAACAAAUUGGCCGGACUGUCAAUGGCUUGGACACAACAGGCCAACGCUUCAGCCCUUAUUCCCAGCCCUAUUCCAGUGGCUACCAGGGCUUGCUGGCCAUUGUCAAAACCCCCACUGUGACCAAAGGCAUAGUAAAGAGCUCUGAUGGCAAGAGGACUAAACUGUCGCCGAUCCAGAUGGCGGUGGCACCUUAUGCACCACCCAGCAGCAACAGUUUGGCUCACAGGCACAGGCAGAGGCCGUACAGCUUGGAGCUUUGCAAACCUCCUGAGGUGCACAAUGUCUCAGUGCCACCCAAUGUCAUGGUACCAGCUUCUGCUACAUCCCUCUCCAGUGGACAAAGAUUGGCUCUGGCUUCCCACUCAGACCAUGCAUCUCUUGGCAUAGUGAGACAAAUGGCUAGGACAUCCCACGCUCAAGGGCUUCAGGCAUCUGUGGAAGAUCAUUCCAGCCCAUCUCAUCAAGCAGCCACAGCCUGCUUGGAUUCCAGCUUCAGCAUGGACAUGGCCAAGACUACAGGCUACAUGGACACUAUGGAAUAUGCGAUAUGGCAGUCCAAGCAGCAGAGACAUCAACAGCAGCAGCAGAAGCAGCACUAUCAACAGGGUCCAUUACACAGGUACAGUGCCAACAGCAGCAGCAGAGCUACCAUUAGUAGAUCUCCAGAUGUAUGCUUGCCCCCAGGUACCACUCAGAUCCCAUACAGGGCUCAUGCCCUCAGCACAGGCACCUGCGUAACAGGUGUCACGCUGGACCGGGUAGGCUCGUCACCUUUGAAUUGUGCUGCCACACAUGGUGACUUUUCUGCUGGCCAAUUCUUCGCACCUGCUUGGAACAGCACGCUUGCUACGCCUGACAGCGACUGUUACAACCCGCAGGAGCUGCCCCCGGGCUCGGUGGGGCUCAGCCACAGCCAUGGCCGGCCUCAGCGCCAAGCCCACUGUGUGCCGCAGCAGUACCCAGGUCUAGGCCUGUGUUGUGGGCUGCCCGGCCGGAGCCUGUGUCAGGCCUCCCUGCUCAGUAGCAGCCUACAGUCUCUGGAGUGCCUGAUCAGUGAGAUCCACCCACCCUGCAUCAAGGAGCGCAUGCUGGGCCGUGGGUACGAAGCCGUUCAGCCCACACACAUCCAGCUGCCUGUGUUCAGAUAGGGGGCAUCAGAUAAGUGAUUCGAGAAGGUUUAAAAGUGGACUGUUGGGACUAGGAGAUGAGGCAUAAAUUUUCUAUCAGCCAUGCCUUUUGUGGAUGUGCGUCUUUGGUAAAGGGCUCAGUGGGUUUCUGCAAAGCUUAAAAGGGUAUCGGUAAUUCUCACUCCCCGCGAAAGAUCAGAGUUGCGGCUUGAAUCACAUUAGCUGGACUGACUUCAUGUACUUCAAGAAGUACUCGUAUUCCACAAUUUUGCAGCAACAGGGAUUUUGUGGCAUCAUAGCAUUACUUCUGAUCUGAAUGGAACCGUUUCAGAUUAGCUGCCAAAUUCUCACCAGGAAGCAAACUGCCCACGAUUGCAGGACAUUGACACUUCAGGUCUGUUUACUCCAAAACUCUAACUAAACUGAUGAUGUAUGUUUAGUGAACUCUUGUUGGCAGAAAUUUGUAUAGCCCUGCUAGUACUAAAUCAUAAUAGUUAUGAUUUUUCCAAUUGCACUGUUAUUAAAAAAAAAAAUAUUAAAAUGACUCUGGCAUGGGUUGGUUCUGAGAACAUUUCGUUUAAAAAGAAAACUUGAAUUUUUUUCUGUAUUACGUUUGUGUCUAUCAGUAGACAGGUAUAUUUAUAAGAUUCUUUAUUCUAAUUGUUUCACCUCUGUAUGUGACCAAUGAUUAUUAUUAUUUUUUGUUGUUAUAAUGGUUUUAUCCAAAAAUUUCACCUGUUUCUGGCAAGUUGAUCUAGUUGAUCUUUGUCUACUGUAGCCAGUCCAGUGUUUUUUUCCAUCUUUCCUUUUUUAAAUGGCAGUUAUGAAUCUGAGAAACAGACUGGGAAGUAUACACUACUGAACUGGCUCCAUCAGCGACCAGAUGUGAAGCCACACCCGUUACUGUGACCAAGUCUUAAGAGUUUCGACUGGAUUUCAGCAUCAGUGUUCAACAUAUUUUAUUCAUUAUUUAUUGACAUAUUUGAUUUUCUGUACUAUGUUCGAAGAUGCUACCAGGGUAUCUGAAUUUCUGAUAAAAAAUAAAUAAGGGAGGGGGGGGAAAAAAACAAAAACGAAACAUUUGCCACUUGAUUUUGUUUUCUUUCAUCCAUCAGAAUGGACGAGCUUGAAGCGGCGUCGGGGUAAAAUGGCACACAGCGGGCUAGAUGUUUUAAAAAGUGCAAUUAUAUUGUUGGCAGAUUAGCCCUUUCCGUAUGUUAUGCUUCACUGACUAUUUACUACUGUAUGUAUGACUGUCUGGAACCCCCUCCACAAUUAAGAUUGUCAAAUAAAAUCUAAUUUAGGGAUGUUUUUAAAA